GGACAUCCGGGUGCUGGUGGGGACGGACACGCUGCGCGACGGCACCGGCCAGGUGAGGAGCAUCGCCCAGUUCAUCGUCCACCCGGCCUACGACCCGCGGCGCAACGACAACGACUUCAUGCUGCUGCGGCUCGACCGGCCCGUGCGCUUCGGCGGCAGCGUCAAGAAGAUCCGCCUGGCCACCCGGUGCCCCACGGGCGGCAUGAGGUGCAGCGUCUCGGGCUGGGGCACCACCAAGUCCCCUGGAGCCCAGCUGCCCAAGGAGCUGCAGUGCGCCGGCAUCGUGGCCUUCGGGAGGCCGCAGUGCGCCCGGGCCUACGGCAGCUCCAUCACCCCCAACAUGUUCUGCGCCGGCGUCCCCGAGGGCGGCGUCGACUCCUGCCAGGUGAGGGGGGCCGGCCCCACCACGGUUGGGACCUCCAGGUUGACCAAGGGUCUUCACGUUGACCAAGGGCCUCCAGGUUGA
Nothoprocta perdicaria is the source of this 466-nucleotide messenger RNA. Its product is annotated as kallikrein-14-like. Gene Ontology annotation, biological process: proteolysis. Gene Ontology annotation, molecular function: serine-type endopeptidase activity. The annotation marks the transcript as partial. The record is from RefSeq and is a predicted model, not a curated record. The transcript has 2 exons. Lineage: Eukaryota; Metazoa; Chordata; Aves; Tinamiformes; Tinamidae.